This is a messenger RNA of Otolemur garnettii (small-eared galago), 1815 nucleotides long. RefSeq names its product solute carrier family 18 member A1 (gene SLC18A1). Gene Ontology annotation, molecular function: xenobiotic transmembrane transporter activity; serotonin:sodium:chloride symporter activity. The record is from RefSeq and is a predicted model, not a curated record. The coding region runs from base 259 to 1815 and encodes 518 amino acids. Gene Ontology annotation, cellular component: synaptic vesicle membrane; terminal bouton. NCBI's taxonomy places the organism in Eukaryota, Metazoa, Chordata, Mammalia, Primates, Galagidae. The transcript has 16 exons. Gene Ontology annotation, biological process: transmembrane transport; xenobiotic transport; aminergic neurotransmitter loading into synaptic vesicle.
CACACGCGCACACACAGCAUCCUCAGAUAACAGGUUGCAAUAAAUUGUCAGCACGCCCACUUUGCAGGAGCAGUUCUCACUGCCUUCCUGCCAGCUGCCAGCACUUCAUGAGUGCCUCACACCGAGAUGGGCUCUAAGUGAGUUUUGCUCAUCUGGGCAGACUUCCUCCCUUCUUCCAUAAAGGCUGCAGAAGACAUAUAGCUGUAACAGGACCCGCCUCAAGAACUUGAAGAAGAGCCCCCCAGACCAGCCCUCGCCAUGCUCCGGACUGUUCUGGACGCUCCUCAGAGAUGGCUGAAGGAGGGGAGAGCGUCCCGGCAGCUGGUGCUGGUGGUGGUAUUUGUUGCUCUGCUCCUUGACAACAUGCUGCUCACUGUGGUGGUGCCCAUUGUGCCCACGUUCCUGUAUGCCACGGAGUUCAAAGAAGUCAACUCCUCUCUGCACCUCGGCAGUGCUGUCACCUCUCCCGUGUUUACCACCGUCUUCUCCUUCUUUGACAACACCACCGUGACUGUCGAAGAAAGUGCACUCAGUAGCACAGCACCGACAAACGGCACUCCUGGCACCAUCCCCCCUCCAGUUACCGAAGCCAUCUCAGCACAUAGAAACAGCUGCUUGCAAGGCACAGACUUCUUGGAGGAAGAGAACACCCGUGUGGGGGUUCUGUUUGCUUCAAAGGCUAUAAUGCAACUUCUGGUCAACCCAUGUGUGGGCCCUCUCACCAACAGGAUCGGAUAUCAUAUUCCCAUGUUUGCUGGCUUUGUUAUCAUGUUUCUCUCCACCGUUAUGUUUGCUUUUUCUGGCACCUAUGCCCUGCUGUUUGUGGCCCGGACCCUUCAAGGCAUUGGGUCUUCAUUUUCAUCGGUUGCAGGUCUUGGGAUGCUGGCCAGUGUCUACACUGAUGACUGUGAAAGGGGACAAGCCAUGGGAACUGCCUUGGGGGGAGUUGCCUUGGGAGUGUUGGUGGGAGCGCCCUUUGGAAGUGUGAUGUACGAGUUUGUUGGGAAGUCUGCUCCCUUCCUUAUCCUGGCCUUCCUGGCACUACUGGAUGGUGCUCUCCAGCUUUGCAUUCUACAGCCUUCCAGAGUCUCUCCUGAGAGUAUCAAGGGGACUCCACUCCUUACGCUUCUCAAAGACCCUUACAUCCUGGUGGCUGCAGGUGCCAUCUGCUUUGCCAACAUGGGUGUGGCCAUCCUGGAGCCCACAUUGCCCAUCUGGAUGAUGCAGACCAUGUGCUCCUCUGAAUGGCAGCUGGGUCUGGUUUUCCUGCCUGCCAGUGUGUCCUACCUUAUCGGCACCAACCUCUUUGGGGUGUUGGCCAACAAGAUGGGGAGGUGGCUGUGCUCCCUGGUUGGGAUGCUGGUUGUAGGCACCAGCCUGCUCUGUGUUCCGCUGGCUCACAAUAUUUUCGGUCUCAUUGGCCCCAAUGCAGGGCUCGGCUUUGCCAUAGGCAUGGUGGAUUCCUCUAUGAUGCCCACCAUGGGGCACCUGGUGGACCUGCGCCACGCCUCUGUGUAUGGGAGCAUCUACGCCAUUGCCGACGUGGCACUUUGCAUGGGCUUCGCUGUGGGCCCGACCACCGGGGGUGCCAUCGUGCAGGCCAUCGGUUUCCCCUGGCUCAUGGUCAUCAGUGGGGUCAUCAACAUCACCUAUGCUCCUCUCUGCUACUGCCUGCGGAGCCCCCCGGCCAAGGAGGAGAAGCUUGCGAUUCUGAGCCAGGAAUGCCCCAUGGAGACCCAGAUGUAUGUAACCCAGAAGCCCACGAAGGAGUUUCCCUUGGGUGAGGACAGCGAUGAGGAGCCUGACAAUGAGUAG